CAAGCCUCCAGCAUUUCCGCCGCCUCCCAAAAAUCCAAGCUCUCUUCAAUGGCGGCCGCCGCCCAAAUCCCCACCGCCGCCGCCGUCGGAUUGAAUCUGCAGCUCGCCGCCAGUCACGGCGGCGAUCCGCCGGAAGAUCCCGGCGACGAGCCAAAACUGGAGCUUCACUUAUUCAAUUCCUCCACCGCCGCCGCCGCCGCGGAAUCUUCGUCGAAUAAUGACGGCGGUAGUAAGGCGGCGGGCGGCGGCGCCACCGAUCAGGCGGCGAAGACGUUUGUGUGUAGCUUCUGCAAAAGGGAAUUUUCGACGUCUCAGGCGCUCGGCGGCCACCAAAAUGCUCACAAACAGGAGCGGGCGCUGGCGAAGAGCCGCCACACCAUGGCGGCGGCGGAAAUAGCCGCGCCGCCGCCGUACCCUUACUACCCCUACUCGACCUACUCACCUUACUACCGAUCUUCCUUAGGUUUCAGGGCAGACUCUAUGAUUCACAGACCAUUCCCAUGGUCGUCUCCACCGCCGUCGCCGGCGUACGGAUUCCGGUACGGUCCGGGAAAAAUUUUCAGGGGUACUAAUUCGAUUGAUGCAGCGCCGGUGACGGCGCCGGCGACGUACGAUAGAUUGAGGAUGGAGAAUUUUCCGCAAUUAGGGCUUGAGAGGGAAGACGACGACGACGACGAUGAAGGGCCAUGACGGUAGUAGAAAUCAAGGGCUGAGAUUGAAAGAUGGGGA
This is a messenger RNA of Andrographis paniculata, 729 nucleotides long. RefSeq names its product zinc finger protein JAGGED-like. The record is from RefSeq and is a predicted model, not a curated record. The transcript has 2 exons. Bases 49 to 690 code for a protein of 213 amino acids. Lineage: Eukaryota; Viridiplantae; Streptophyta; Magnoliopsida; Lamiales; Acanthaceae. Gene Ontology annotation, biological process: negative regulation of abscisic acid-activated signaling pathway.